Messenger RNA from Clupea harengus (Atlantic herring), 7395 nucleotides. RefSeq names its product THADA armadillo repeat containing (gene thada). Gene Ontology annotation, biological process: tRNA methylation. Lineage: Eukaryota; Metazoa; Chordata; Actinopteri; Clupeiformes; Clupeidae. Gene Ontology annotation, cellular component: cytosol. The record is from RefSeq and is a predicted model, not a curated record.
CACGUGUAGCAGACGAAAAUGUACCGCUGUUUCUGAUGUGCAAGUCUCACAUUAAUGCAAGAAAGCGGAUUUAGCUGUUGUUAGAAGGAAUAUUUUGACUCCGUCAUGGUGGUCAAGAAGAAGACGGCCAAAGUGGAAGCUGUGGUGCUGGACGAUGCUAAAUUGGAAAGACUACGAACUUCCCUCGCUGCUGAGGGAAAUGCCACUGACACGGAUCUCGCUCAGACAUUGUUGGAGUGUCUGGGUUUGACUGACCCGGUCCAGCAGAUCCAGUUGAUCAAGAAGGCUGGUGCCAUGUUGGAGGAUACACCUCAGCCUGAUAACAGCCCGUCACCAGCCCCUCUCCUCCAGGCCAGCGUGGAGGCCCUGUGUGUGAUGUUCAUCUCCGUCCAGGCCAAGAACCCCCUGAAGAGGGCCACUGCCAGCGCUUUGGGAUCAGUUCCAGAGUGGUUGCAGGAGCAGACUGCUGUCUGUCUGUCUGUGGCUCUGUCUGAUGGUCUGUCGUCUUUGGGCUCGGAACACUACACAAACCUCACGGACACGGUCACUUCCUGUUUGGAUCGAUUUCCCAUAGGCGAGAGGUGUAUUCAAAUUCUACAGACAGAUGUGCUUCAGUUCUUCCAGAAAGCUUUAAGUGAACACCUCAAUCUGAACAGGACCCUCUCAGGGCGGCACGUUGUCCAGGCCCAGCUGAUGUACUCCUGCCUGGGGGCGGUGAAGGCCUCUAUGCUGGUACUGCAGAGGACCCAGAAGCUCCUGGGUGUCGGUCUGAAGACGACAGGAUCUGAAUGCCCUCUCCAGCGGGCACUGAGUGGCCUGAUGAACUGCUACACACACAUCCUCACAGACGAGGAGUUUAUUCAGUCAGUGCAGAGUACUGCUGGGAUGGCGGUGGUGUUGCUCAUCAGGUCUGUGACGGAGAACGAAGAGGAUGUGGCCAAAGAGGUUGCAGGUCUGCUACAGUGCACCCAGCAGCGUGAUCUCGAGAGCGCCCCCUCAUGGCUGAGAGAGAGCAGCGCAGGUCUGUACGAGGCGGGUCGCCCGGCGGCGCUGGUUGUCUACCUGUGCCACGGGGCGCUGGCCAUGCUCAGCUGGAAGGGAUGGAGCCUGGGCCCGCAGGCCGAAGCCCUGCUGCUGCUCAUCCCACACGCCAUACUGGAUCUGGACACCAGUGUGAAGGAGUCCAGCACUGCCAUGGUGGUGGCACGCAUACUGACCCUGUGGAGUGGCGCUGCUCUGGAAGCCCUGCAGGGGGCGACGCAACCCCCUCUCCUCUCACCGGCCGUGCGUGGGGAUGCCGCGCUCACAUCCCGCCUCCUGGAGCACGUCUACGCCCACUGGGAGCACCCGCUGGACGGCGUCCGCCACCAGACGCGCUCCCUCUUCCGGAACCUUCUGUCACUCCACCAGGCCUCAGCAGGCCUCGAGAACGACAACCGCGCCCUCACGUCCUCACCUCUGACCUCCGACCCUUACAUCAUGCGUCUGACGCAGGGCCUGCUGGCGCUGGAGUGGCACAUGCGGGGGAAGUACGGCUCGCUGGCGUGCCUGGUGGAGCAUAUGGGCGCCGGGUAUCUGCUGACGCUCGAGCCCCUGCUCCCCACCCGCCUGCUCGGCCUCAUGGGAGACCAGACGCUGGCGCCCUAUGCCAGCGAUCUCCUGGAGAGGCUUUUCAUCAGCCACAAGGCCCAGCUGAGUGAAGGGGAGGCCGGGGAGACGGCUGGGAGUCCAGAGGCAUGGAUGGAGGAGUGGCACCGCAUCUGGGUGCGCCCCCUGCUGGAGGUGCUGUGUAAGGCCAAGCUGGACCAGACCACCUACAUCCUGGACUACUUCCUGCCGAAGCUUCUCCGAUGUAACCCCCCCAGUCUGAGUCACAUGGUACAGGCCCUGCAGGAGACCCCGCCCACUGCUGCAGGCCCAGUAGGCAGUCGUGGUGCAGUUGGUGCCCUGAUGACGUGUCUCCGAGCAGCACGGGCUCAGGGGGUGAUGCGGCCCUCAGAGGAGCGGCUUUGGGGGGGACUAGUGCCCCUCCCUCUCCUCAGACACGCCCUCCUGCACAAACACGACCAGGUGCGUAUGGAUACCCUGGGUCUGGUGUGUGAGAGUCACCGCAGCACAGAGACCACCUCCCCGCAGGAAAUGGACCUCAUCCGCUGCUUCCUGCCCAGCAACCUCAACGGCCAAUCACCUGGAGUCCGCCAGCAGACUGUCAGCCUGAUCAAGAAGCUGUUGUGUAGGUUAAAAGACAGUGCCCAGCUGCUGCAGAGAAGAGUGGCUCAGGAAAAGGUUCCGCAGCAGAAGGAGAAAGACCAGCACAUACUACACUCAUAUAAGGAGUUCCUGUGCUGGUUAUGUGAGACUCUCUUCGGGUCUCUGGCUCCAGGAGCGUCGUUCUCCACCUGUAUCAUGUCUCUUCACCUGCUGGGGCUGGUAGCUGAGCUCCUCUCCUUCUCCACAGGCCCUGAUGGCUUUGCAUUGGGUGAGUGUGUGAGUGAGACACAUGCAGAUUCAGUGCUGUUCUGUCUGGCCAGUAACUUCCUGGAGGUCAAACAGCUUGCCUCUGUACUCAUAAGGAGUCUCCCACACAAAGUCGUUCGUCUGGAGGACCCAGACCGACUCCACUCUCUUCUAGAGGCUUCUCUGGCCCUCAGCACCAGCACGCGGCCCUUCGACAGCGUGACGGCCGCCCACCUCCUCAACCUGCUGCUGCACCAGCCCCACCUGCAGCCAGCCCUGCUCCUCUGUGGCCAGCAACAGGGCAUCCUGCUCCAGCCGCCCCAUCCAGGCGAGCCCCAGGCUUCUGAGCAGGCCUCCACCCUGGAGAGGAACACGUUCGCUCUGGUCCAGUUCCUGCUGGAGUGUCUGAAGGCAGAAGUGGCCCAGGCAGAGCUGUCAUUACUGCAGGCUGCAGCUGUGCGCCCACUGUACGGAAGAGCUCACUGCAUCUCUGCAGCCAUACAGCAGCUGAAUACAGGGUCUCUGGUCCUGGCAUCUCAGUGGCGGUGUCUCGUCCCGGAGCUGGUUGCCGUGUGCUACAGGAUGUCUGAUGUCGUCUCGCCCGUGGUCCAAAGCUCCUCCCCUGAGGGACUCAUUCCCAUGGAUACCGACUCCGUAGAAGCAUCAGCUGGUCUGCAGAGGAUCCUACAGGAGAUCCAACCCAGAGACACGAAUGACUUCUUCAACGACUCCCGCCAACUGGACACACACUCAGAGGAACCACACACACCGGAGGGACCCAUACAAGAAGAGACUAGAGGUUCCGGUGGCGAGGCGUACCGGGUGACGGCUCAGAUGGUUCUGGUUUGUUGUUGGCGGAGCAUGAAGGAGGUGUCCAUGCUGCUGGGAGAGCUCUGCCAGAGUCUUCCCUUACACACGCACACUAGUCACGGACUCAUCACAGAGGAACAGGUGGAGGGUGUGGGUCAGUACUUCCGUGAGCAGCUGCUGCAGUCUCGCCACAGAGGGGCGUUUGAGUUGGCUUAUGUGGGUUUUGUGCAGCUCACAGACAUGCUCUGCAGGAGUGGGAGCAAGACCCUGCAGCAGCUUCCAGCUCACUGGCUGAAGGAGGUUCUGGGGGAGGUGCGCUCAAGUGACCCCUCCUCAAAACUCUGUGCCACACGCCGAAGUGCUGGAAUCCCCUUCUACAUCCAGGCCCUGUUGUCGUCUGAGCCAAAGUUGUCCAGCUGCAGUCUUCUGAAGAUGACUAUGAAAGAGCUGACUGCGCUGGCCAUGCCCACCCAGGGCACUGCCACUGAUGCCAGCACAGUGCCUCAGGUGCAUGCUCUGAACAUCUUAAGGGCUCUGUAUCGUGACACACGCUUGGGAGAGAACAUUGUGCCGUUUGUAGCCGACGGUCUGCAGGCUGCUGUGCUGGGCUUUACCUCACCCAUAUGGGCCGUGAGGAACUCCUCCACUCUUCUCUUCAGCACGUUGAUCACGAGGAUCUUCGGGGUGAAGAAAGGCAAAGAUGAACACUCCAAAAAGAACAGGAUGACUGGCCGGGAGUUCUUCACACGUUUCCCUGCUCUUUACCCAUUCCUCCUCGGCCAGCUUGAGGAGGCCGCCGGCUCUGUGGACAGUGACUCUGGGCAGGUGAAGCUCCAUCCCAGUCUCUUCCUGCUGCUGUUGGUGUUGGGCCGUCUCUACCCCUCCCCCAUGGAUGGCUCCGCUUCUCCACUGGGGCUCGCCGCAUUCAUGCCCUUCAUCAUCAGAUGUGGAUGCAGCGCGGUGUACCGCACCCGAGAGAUGGCCGCUCGCGCCCUGGUUCCUUUCGUUCUCGUCACUCAGAUCCCCGCCACCGUUCAGAACCUCCUGGAACAGCUGCCCCCGCAACCCGGACCCGAGAACCAGCAGAACCACAUCCACGGAACCCUCCUUCAGGUUCUCUUCCUCCUGCGUUCCUACCACUCUGACUCUAUGAAGCCCCAGCUGGGUGCAGACAUCACAGUGGCCCUGCACCAGAGACUGUGGCUGGCCAGCAGACGGAAUCCUUGCCUGGUGACCCGGGCGGUGUGUUUGGACCUGUUAGGGUGUGUGUGCUCACCUGACUUCGGUUUUGAAGAAGACACCCAGCUGCAGUCUCUGCGUGAUGAGAUCAUCUCUCUCCUCGUGGCAUCCGAGCUGGGCACCCCUGGUUGCCGUGGAGAGGACUCCCUCUCGGCCCCCGGGUAUGUUCAGUACCUGCAGAGCUUUGCUCGCCUCGCCUCCAGAGUGUGUGUGGCCCCUGAGAUCACCAAGGACCCGCGAGGACCCCAGCUGUUUGGGCGUCUUCUGCAGUGCCCGCACUACGAGGUGAGAGAGCUGGCUUUAGAGGCGCUGCUGAAGAAGAUGAAGGCAGAAGAGGAUACAGAGGGAGAAGAGUGCCACACAUUGAACUGUGACCCUGACGUACGGAUGCUGUGUAGGAUGGCGAUGCAUGAGACGCAUCUGCCGUGCUUGGCCAAGGUUCUCCAGGUUCUGUCCGUUCUCCCUCUCUCGUCUCUGCUGCCCUGGACUGACGGACACGUCACACUUCCUGACCAGCAGGCCUUGGAGCACAUUCUCAAACUGGCCCAGAAACACACACACAGUGUGGAUCUUUACUGUGCUUCCCUGACGUUGGCCUCACGACUGGUGGUACACCUAGUGGAGAACGCCUCACAGGAGCUGGAUGCAUCUGCAGUGGCGUGUCUCGGUCUGUGGGGGGCGCUGGUGAGGCAGGGUUGUAUGGAGGAUCAGCCAAGUGAAGUCAAACUCAUCACUGCAGACAUGCUGGUGGAGACUACACCCAGCUUAUUGACCAGCUCCACUUUACCACUGGGUAUUUCACACACGGUGGCUUCAUGGCAGAGUCUGUUCACCCUGCUGCAGGAUGAGGAGCAGGCGGUUAGAGACAGAGCCUCCCACUGCAUCUGCAGCAUCCCACAAGACCUGCUCAACGCUGUGCACACUGACGUGGCAGCGGGUGCGGUGUGCCCGCCUGUGGCGCUAAGACUGGGCGUGGCCCUGCUCUGCCAGCUCUUCCAGGUGUGGGAUCAGGUGUCCGUCGGCGUGACGACCCUCACCGAGUGGUUGCUGGGAGACAGCUCGCUGGACGUGAGCGCGGAGGAUGACACUGAUGUGGAUGAGUUCCUGUUCGAGAAGGGCGACCUCAACCUGUGGGCUGAGCCUCUCCAGUGGGCACGGCUGCUGCACACACACCUGGCCUCGCUGGCGUCGGCGGUGGGCGCAGGUGGCAUCGCUCCAGCAGAGUUGCACAGGUUGUCAGAGAUGGCGCAGAAGCAGGCCCGGUCAUCAGAGCGGGCACUGGGGGCACUGCCCGCCCUGCCCGAGUUCUCCGCCAACCUCGAACACGCCAGGCUGAGCGUGCAGAGAGAGCGGGCAGCCCUGGCACUGAGGGUUCUGGGAAAGCUACAGAAGGACUCCCUCUCCAGCUAAGGGGAACCAGUACCCACUGUGUGUGUCCUCACCUACAUGGAUGGUUUUAAACAUGAAUUGCAUUAAUAAAUACAGAGGAUAAAUACCUUUCAUUCAUCUGGACUUUACACACUUCUUAAAGUAUACAUGCACACACAAAGGUAGGUUGAGUCACAUGUAAGCCUUUUGUAACAGGGGCAAGGAAGAGACUAUACAUUAUUCAGAGUGCAUCAAAUCCUCAAUGCCUUGUGCUUAUGUGUUUGAAAGAAAGCUUGUUGUUCAUCAAACGUCUUUUGUUGUUUUCCACAUAUGUAUGGCUCUAUUUAAGUGCAAUUUCAAGAUCAAAAUGCCAUGCCAUGCCAUCUCCCUGGGUCACUUUUUCACACCCUCUGUAAGCAGAAUCGAUGGAAGGGGCAGCCAUCCGAUUUGUUUACAUAGCAGUUUCAGGAAAGGGAAGUGGAAAAACAGGAAACUGCUGCAGUUUCAAUGUGUUGUAAUCUCCCCCUCUGAGUAUGAUAGUAAGUCGCAGACGGUCAGUAAAUGCUGAUUGGGUAGUUUUUUUGUUUUGUUGUUGUUGUUUUUUAAGAGCCAUGUCUGGAACUCUGCGUCCUUCUGCUCAGCGUCUGAGAUCAAGCCUUAGCAUCAGGAAAGUCCAGAUGUGCUCAGGGGAGACUCCUGUGACCUCCCGAGAGAGGGUGUCACACUCUUCUAUUGCUGUUUUAAAACAAAGAUAGAAGGCCUGUGUAGGAAACACCUGUGGUGAACUGUGUGUGUGUAUGUAUGUGUGUGUGUGUGUGUGUGUGUGUGUGUGUGUGUGUGUGUGUGUGUGUGUGUGUGUGUGUGUGUGUGUGUGUGUGUGUGUGUGUGUGUGUGUGUGUGUGUGUGUGUGCAGUGUGUGUCAGACCUGGCUGCAUGUACGCAGGCAAGCGAAGCCCAAAGGACUGUGUUUGUGUGAAUUUCACAAACUGCUCGAAUGCAAAUUGGAGGAAUUGAAACCACCAGCGCAAGGUUUUUUUUUAUUUUUUUUGCAGUGGUUGAACACCAUCAAUCCCUAAGGGGACCAUCUUGUACAAGUCAAUUUAGCAUGCAUCCUAAACCCACUUCAACAAGGGAAAGAUUCCCAUUUCCACAGUGUACUCUGUCACUCAUUUGGGUCAGAUCGGUGUCUGUUCCAGGACAAAUGACUGAAUGAAGCAGCACCUUGCUAACCCACCAGUCGUAUUGUUGACAGUACAUUUACAAAACCAAUGCCUCCUUAUAUAUAACAGAAUGUGGUUGCAAAUUUGACCGUCAUGUACAUGAUGUCGGUUACAUUUUGUGUAUGUAGAUGGCGUGCAAAUUCACACUAGAAGGCUGAAGGUGCUGUAGUUCAUGUUGAGCUCCUCUGAAAGUCGGUUGGUUGGUUUUGAAUACUGAAAGCUGUAUUGUAAAUGAACAUGUCAUGCAAACCAUGUGUCCCUACACUGUUUUUAAUUCAAAUAAAAUGCUGUUUUUUUAUCA